This is a messenger RNA of Megalops cyprinoides (Indo-Pacific tarpon), 5684 nucleotides long. It is a transcript of the gene top2b, whose product is annotated as DNA topoisomerase II beta. Gene Ontology annotation, cellular component: nucleus. The coding region runs from base 469 to 5349 and encodes 1626 amino acids. Gene Ontology annotation, molecular function: DNA binding; ATP binding; DNA topoisomerase type II (double strand cut, ATP-hydrolyzing) activity. The record is from RefSeq and is a predicted model, not a curated record. Gene Ontology annotation, biological process: DNA topological change; sister chromatid segregation; resolution of meiotic recombination intermediates. Lineage: Eukaryota; Metazoa; Chordata; Actinopteri; Elopiformes; Megalopidae. The transcript has 36 exons.
GUGCGGAUGGUGGAGCCGGACGGAGGCAGCGGCGGUGUUAUUGUUUCUCAAUGAAAACCCCGAGUGUGGAAUUUAACCAAUGUUGUACAGCCGUUUUAUUUAAACAUUCUUCAGUUUUAUUUUCUACGCAAUGGGCACGCUGUGAAACUAUUUAAUUAAUUGUUUUGUACAGUAAUUUAUACCCAAGAACGUACAUAACCAGCUUAAUGAGAAGUCCAGGCCGUAGAGCCGCCGCUAGUCGAUUUUAACAAUAGCCGCGGCGAAGCAACCCCACCACGGGCAGCUGUUCGGACGGCGAUUUACCGAAAAAAUACGCGACUGCUGAAUAGAAAAAAACUGCACAGCGAUACUUACGCUCCAAUGGGGUCACUCUUUUGAAACGUUGUGUUUUUAUGGACAAUUUUUAAGCAAAGAAGUGGAGUGUUUUUUUACAUACAGCGCGGAUAUUUAGGAAAACACAAAAGGAAGAUGUCCAACGGCGCAGCAGGAAGCGGAGGCUUGACCUGGGUGACCCUCUUUGAUAAGAACAAUGCUGCCAAGAAGGAGGAGGCCAACGGCAGGGGUGACGGGCCCAAGGCCGACGCCCCCAAGAAGGAGGGCUCCAAGAAGAUGUCUGUGGAGCGCGUCUACCAGAAGAAGACCCAGCUGGAGCACAUCCUGCUCCGCCCCGACACCUACAUCGGCUCCGUGGAGCCCGUCACCCAGCAAAUGUGGGUUUUCGAUGAGGACGCGGGGAUGAAUCUGAGAGAGAUCACCUACGUCCCUGGACUGUACAAAAUCUUUGAUGAAAUACUCGUGAACGCCGCAGACAACAAACAAAGGGACAAAAACAUGUCCUGCAUCAAGAUCACCAUCGACCCCGAGUCGAACACCAUCUCCAUCUGGAACAACGGGAAGGGGAUCCCUGUGGUGGAGCACAAAGACGAAAAGAUGUACGUCCCCGCGCUCAUCUUCGGCCACCUGCUCACCUCCAGUAACUACGACGACAACGAGAAGAAGGUCACAGGUGGCAGGAAUGGUUACGGUGCUAAACUCUGCAAUAUCUUCAGCACAAAGUUCACUGUGGAGACGGCGUGUAAGGAGUACAAACACAGCUUCAAGCAGACCUGGGCGAACAACAUGACGAAGACGAGCGACCCGCGGAUCAAGCACUUUGACGGGGACGACUUCACCUGCGUUACCUUCCAGCCCGACCUGGCCAAGUUCAAGAUGGAGAAGCUGGACCGGGACAUCGUGGCGCUGCUGACCCGGCGGGCCUACGAUGUGGCCGGGUCCUGCCGGGGCGUCAAGGUCAUGCUCAACGGGAAGAAACUGCCGGUGAAUGGGUUCCGCAGCUACGUGGACCUGUAUGUGAAGGACAAGCUGGACGAGACGGGCGUGGCGCUGAAGGUGGUGAACGAGCAGGUGAACGAGCGCUGGGAGGUGUGUCUGACGCUCAGCGAGAAGGGCUUCCAGCAGAUCAGCUUCGUCAACAGCAUCGCCACCACCAAGGGUGGCAGGCACAUCGACUACGUGGUGGACCAGAUUGUGGCCAAACUGAUCGAAGUGGUGAAGAAGAAGAACAAGGCUGGAGUGUCAGUCAAACCCUUCCAGGUUAAGAACCACAUCUGGGUAUUCGUCAACGCGCUGAUCGAGAACCCGACCUUUGACUCCCAGACCAAGGAGAACAUGACCCUCCAGACCAAAAGCUUCGGAUCAAAAUGCCCGCUCUCCGAGAAGUUCAUACGGGCGGCGACGAACUGCGGCAUAGUGGAGAGCAUCCUGAACUGGGUGAAGUUCAAGGCCCAGACGCAGCUGAAUAAGAAGUGCUCCUCCGUCAAGUACAGCAAGAUCAAGGGCAUUCCCAAGCUGGAUGACGCCAACGACGCCGGUGGGAAGCACUCGUCAGAAUGCACCCUGAUCCUGACUGAGGGAGACUCGGCUAAGUCGCUGGCCGUGUCGGGCCUGGGGGUGAUCGGGCGGGACCGCUACGGGGUGUUCCCCCUCCGAGGGAAGAUCCUCAACGUACGCGAGGCCACGCACAAACAGAUCAUGGAGAACGCUGAAAUCAACAACAUCAUCAAGAUCGUGGGUCUCCAGUACAAGAAGAGCUACGACGACCCCGAGUCCCUGAGGACGCUACGCUACGGCAAGAUCAUGAUCAUGACCGAUCAGGAUCAGGACGGCUCCCACAUCAAGGGGUUGCUGAUCAAUUUCUUCCACCAUAACUGGCCGUCCCUGCUGAAGCACACCUUCCUGGAGGAGUUUAUCACACCCAUCGUCAAGGCCAGCAAGAAUAAGCAGGAGCUGUCCUUUUACAGUAUUCCAGAGUUCGACGAGUGGAAGAAACAAACAGAAAACUAUAAAACCUGGCACAUAAAGUACUACAAAGGUUUGGGUACCAGCACCAGCAAAGAGGCGAAGGAGUACUUCGCAGACAUGGAGAAACACCGGAUCAUGUUCCGCUACACCGGCACCGAGGACGACGCGGCCAUCACGCUGGCCUUCAGUAAGAAGAAGACGGACGACAGGAAGGAGUGGCUCACCAACUUCAUGGAGGACCGGAGACAGCGCAGGAUGCACGGCCUGCCAGAGCAAUACCUGUAUGGCACGCAGACAAGGCACCUGUCCUACAACGACUUCAUCAACAAAGAGCUCAUCCUCUUCUCCAACUCGGACAACGAGAGGUCCAUCCCCUCACUCGUUGAUGGCCUGAAGCCGGGCCAGAGGAAGGUGCUGUUCACCUGUCUGAAGAGGAAUGAUAAGCGGGAGGUGAAGGUGGCCCAGCUCGCCGGCUCUGUGGCAGAGAUGUCCGCGUAUCACCACGGCGAGCAAGCCCUGAUGAUGACCAUCGUCAACCUGGCACAGAACUUUGUGGGCAGCAACAACAUCAACAUCCUGCAGCCGCUGGGCCAGUUCGGCACCCGCAUCAACGGGGGCAAAGACGCCGCCAGCCCCCGUUACAUCUUCACCAUGCUCAGCCCCUUGGCCAAGCUGCUGUUCCCGGCGGUGGACUCCAGCCUGCUGAAGUUCCUGUACGAUGAUAACCAGAAGGUGGAGCCGGAGUGGUACAUUCCCAUCAUCCCCAUGGUGCUGGUGAACGGCGCCGAGGGCAUUGGGACCGGCUGGGCCUGCAAGAUCCCCAACUACGACCCGCGAGAGAUCGUCAACAACAUCAACCGUAUGCUGAGCCACCAGGACCCGCUGCCCAUGCUUCCCAGCUACAAGAACUUCAGAGGGGUGAUCCACGAGCUGGGUCAGAACCAGUACGUGGUCAGCGGAGAGGUGUCGGUCCUGGACAAGAACACCAUCGAGAUCACGGAGCUGCCGGUGCGGACCUGGACUCAGGCGUAUAAGGAGUCAGUGCUGGAGCCCAUGCUGCAGGGCACAGAGAAAACCCCCGCGCUCAUCAACGACUACAAGGAGUACCACACCGACUCCACCGUCAAGUUCGUGGUGCGAAUGAGCGAGGAGAAGCUGGCCGAGGCCGAGGCCGUCGGGCUGCACAAAGUCUUCAAGCUGCAGUCCACCCUCACCUGCAACUCCAUGGUGCUGUUUGAUCACAUGGGCUGCCUGAAGAGGUACGAGUCAGUAAACGACAUCCUGAAGGAGUUCUUCGAGCUCCGCCUACACUACUACAAGCUGAGGAAGGAUUGGCUGGCAGGCAUGCUGGGGGCAGAGUCAGCCAAGCUGUCCAAUCAGGCACGCUUUGUGCUGGAGAAGAUCGAGGGGAAGAUCUCCAUCGAGAAUAAGUCUAAGAGGGACCUGAUCCGUAUGCUGUUGCAGCGCGGCUAUGAGUCUGACCCCGUGGCGGCCUGGAACAAGGCCCAGGAGAAGUCCCUGGAGGAAGAGGACGGGGAUGGGAAUGACAGCGACAGCUCGGUGGACUCCGGCUCGUCCUCGGGACCAAACUUCAACUACAUCCUGGGCAUGCCCCUGUGGUGCCUGACCAAGGAGAAGGUGGAGGAGCUGCUGAAGCAGAGGGACGCCAAGAAAGCCGAGCUGAACGAGCUGCAGAGGAAGUCUUCGGAAGACCUGUGGAAGGAGGACCUGGCCGUCUUCAUUGAGGAGCUGGACCGGGUGGAGGCGCAGGAGAAGGAGGACCUGAACGCUGGGAAGGCCAGUAAGCUGGUGAAGGGGAAGAUUGGGAAGCCCAAAGCAAAGAAGAUGCAGCUGGAGGAGACCAUGCCCUCCCCCUUCGGCCGCAGAAUCGUGCCCCAGAUCACCCAGGCCAUGAAGGCAGACGCCUCCAAGAAGUUGAUCAAGAAGAAGAAGGGCGAUGUGGAAGGCGGGGUGAAGGUGGAGGGCUUUGACGAUGAGUCGGGGGUGAUGGGGUCGGAGAGCCAGGGGGAGAACUCCCUAAUCUCGCCCUCAGGUCUGCCCCUGCUGGGGGCCAAGCCCAAGGCCCCACGGGUGAAGAGGGAGAAGAAGGAGCCCGGCACUCCCAGGGCAAAGAAAACUCCGGGAGCCAAAGGAUCCACCAAGAAGGGGAAGAAGAGGAACCCCUGGUCCGACGACGACUCCAAGUCCGACAGCGACCUGGACGAGAGCGAGACCGUCGUCAUCCCACGAGACACCAAGAGCCAGAGAGCCGCAGCGGGAAAGCCCAAAUACACCUUCGACUUCUCAGAGGAGGAGGAUGCUGAUGAAGAGCCAGACGAUGAUGUGAUGGUUUCCUCGCCGAUCCGGUCUGACAAAGAGGACUUCGCCUCGUCGGAGAAUCGGUACAACGACAACGGCGACAACGCCGAAGACGACGAUGAUGAAGACAUCUUCCCCCCGCCCAAACAGUCCUCCACAACGACCAUCUCACCAGCAAAGAAGAAGAGGGAAAUGGAAAGCAUCUUCUCUUCCAAACCCGCGUAUUCUGAGAAGAGCAACGACAGCGAUGGCCUGAAGUUUGACAGCGACGAGGACAACAGCGGCCCCACCUUCACCACCUACUCCAGCAGCUCCGUCUUUGACAAGCCAGCCCCAGCAAAGAAAACUAAGAAGCAGACAGACGCUGCCCCCAAACCCAAGAAGCCCCCCAAACCCAAGAAGCCCGACACCUCCAUCUGGGACUCGGACUCAGACGGGGGUGCGGCCAAAAAGCCAGCAUCGGUGAAAGGUAAAGGGAGGGGCAGGAAGAGGAAGAAUUCUGGCUCUGAGGAAGACGAGUACAGUCCUAUGAAGAAGGCAGGGAAAGCUGCCACCCACAAAAAGCCCAAAAAGGCCCCCUCAGAUGAUGACGACGACGACUUGGACACCAACAGCUUCGAGAGGUCGGACCGGCUCUCCCGGGACAGGCCGGGCCGAGCCAAGAAGGAGGUCAAAUACUUUGCCGAAUCCGACGACGAGGACGACGAUCAGUAUGACAUGUUUGACUAGUUGUUCGAGGACACGGACACACACAUACACACAUACACACACACACACUCCCACACGAGCUUGUGGAAUAUCUCGUCCUUCGUCCUGCAGAAUUUUGUACAUUCUCCCUCUACGUUUUUUUUUUUCUUUUUUGUGACGUUUAACGCUUUCUACUGUGUAGGUGUUUUACACUUUUUAUUAUACAUAUACAGUUUGUUUUUUUAUCAUUGAAAUGUUCUGUAUUUGUCCCAAGCGGCUUUUAGAGGUUGUAGACUGCUGUGCCUAUGCACAUAUUUUAAUUGUUAAAGUUAAAAUGUAACUUUUUGAAAUGAACUUGGAAGUAAACAUUAUGAAUU